GUCUGCCGUGCGCAGCAGCUGUCGUCGCGCGCACUGGUGACUCCGAGCAGCGCCCUUGUGCUCGUGGCGCACUGAUUGACCGAACUCUGGCGCUCGGCUGCCACCGGAAUGUUGUCCCGCGCUCGUCUACUUCUUUAACACGAGCGAGCGCGGCAGUCGAAGCCCGAGGGAGUGGACGGAGGUGAUCAUGAGUUGUUUGGAUGUUAUGUACCCAGCCUAUGGACAUUACCCACCGUACGCGCCAGCUGCCUCCGCUUUCAUCAGCAGUUUGCCGGCUCCAGUUGGUGUGAGAAGCCCUUCUCCUCGCACGCGGGAGUUCAUGGAGAGCGUGGCCUCCUCGCACCCCACGGACAGCCCCUCUGGAGCGGUCGCCGCCGCCGCCGCCGCCUCCUCCGCACCGCCGCCGCACUCCUCCUCCUCGUCCUCCUCGUACACGGCGGGCGCGUCGCCAGCCCAGGACGGCCCCAAGGAGAAGCAGGAGUCGCCCGAGGCGGAGUACCUGAGCUCGCGCUGCGUCCUCUUCACCUACUACCAGGGCGACAUCAGCAGCGUGGUGGACGAGCACUUCUCCCGCGCACUCAGCUCCUACAUGGAGGGAGAGAGCAAGCGCAGGACGCCACACGCUGGCACAGCUUCCCCAGUCAAUCGGCGCAGUUUCCCGCCAUCUUUCUGGGACAGUAACUACCCCUCUCCGUCCGCUCGAGGCCACUGUGACCCCGGGGUGUCUCCAUACUCCAUGGACCCCUACGCUCACAGCGCCCUGCACCCCGGCCUCCCCCACCCGCACCCCCACCCUCACGCCCACCCCCACCCGCACGCCCACCCCUCCGACUCCUGGAGCUACACGCAGAGCCAGGCGUACGGCCCGCCGCGGCCCCUCCACGAACUGUACACGGCGGCGCCGGGGCUGGAGCCGCACUACGGGCCGCUGCUCAUGCCCGCCGUCAGGCCGGCGCACCUGGGCCCGCUCCCCGGGCACUACGAGGUGGGCAAGCUGGAGCACACGCCCACGUGGCCCGGCCUGCUGCCCGCCGGCGACGUGGCCCAGAGCCUGGCGCUCAACAUGGACCCAGGCCUCCAGCCCCAGAAGAAAGGCAAGGAGCUCUACUGGUUCUAACGACCGCGGCCGCGCCAUCGACCCGCCACGCGCUCCAUCCAAUUAGGCCCUGGAGCGGAUCCCGCUGAAGAGCCGCGUCCUUUCAUCCCCAGCCCUCAGCCUCCUUCCCCCCCCCCCACACACACACACAACCCCCUCAUGAAGCCACAGCAACACUCCAGCUCUGCAUGUGUGCACCAUGGAGAUAAACCGGGAGGGGUGGGGGGUGAGGAGGUGGGGGGUGCGGCAGGAGCCAGCCCUGGAGACCCCUGGACUCUCUCGCUCUCUCGUUCUCUUUCUCUCUAUUCCUCCCUCUCUUCUUCACCUCCUCCACUUGGCCUAUCUGUGUGUGUGUGUGUGUGUGUGUGUGCAUCUGUGUGUGUGUGUGUGUGUGAGGGAAAGAGGCUCAGCAUCCCCCCCAAACAUAAUCCACUUGGACCCAGAGACAGGUUGUGUUUGGAGGCAUUAAGAGAGGACACUGAAGCGGACCGUGAUAACCGACUCAAUUUCUGCCUUCAUCCUGCUGCUGCUGCUCACUUACACUACACGCUUCACAGAUGUGGAUGCUCCGUCGGUCUGCAGAUGUGUGUGUGUGUGUGUGUGUGUCCGUUGGUGUGUGUGUGUCCGUUUGUGUGUGUGUGUCAUUGUUUGACCUCCCUUUCUCUUUUUUUAAACGAAAUAUUUUUAUUUAUAUACAUAUUUAUGUGUAUUUUACUGAAACUCAAUUACUACUAGGCCAGUGAUUCAACAGCGUAUGGUUCUGACUGUGUUUUCUGUUGUUUAGUCAUUGUUGUUUCCUUUAAGAAUGUAAGGAGCAAAGCCACAAGCUAGAACAUACUGUAUGUUACAUUUUGCAGCUGUUAAAAAUGAUUAGAUUCAUUCAAGUUAAGCGGUUGAUGGAAAAGCGUGUUUUGAUAAUGGACAAAGAGCCACUCAGACUAAACAUACCAUAGGUUGGCAUUUUUGACAAGGUUUCUCUGAUACUGUUUUUAAACUGUGUUUUUCAGUCGUUGGUUUGAAAUGUUUUUACAGGGCGUUUUUUUGCCUUGUUUAUCUUGGACUGUAUUGUCAAUAAAUAUUUGUAUUGUAAAUAUG
This is a messenger RNA of Sardina pilchardus (European sardine), 2191 nucleotides long. It is a transcript of the gene vgll2b, whose product is annotated as vestigial-like family member 2b. Bases 188 to 1117 code for a protein of 309 amino acids. Gene Ontology annotation, biological process: regulation of transcription by RNA polymerase II. The transcript has 4 exons. Gene Ontology annotation, cellular component: nucleus. The record is from RefSeq and is a predicted model, not a curated record. NCBI's taxonomy places the organism in Eukaryota, Metazoa, Chordata, Actinopteri, Clupeiformes, Clupeidae.